This is a messenger RNA of Mercenaria mercenaria, 2255 nucleotides long. Its product is annotated as chromatin accessibility complex protein 1-like. The coding region runs from base 39 to 368 and encodes 109 amino acids. The transcript has 3 exons. Gene Ontology annotation, cellular component: CHRAC; nucleus. The record is from RefSeq and is a predicted model, not a curated record. Gene Ontology annotation, molecular function: protein heterodimerization activity. NCBI's taxonomy places the organism in Eukaryota, Metazoa, Mollusca, Bivalvia, Venerida, Veneridae.
AUAUUUUUUUAAUCAAGCUCGCCAAAUUGCCGGUAAAAAUGGCGGACGACAGAGGGAAAUGUGAAUUGCCGCUUUCUCGAGUGAGAACGAUAAUGAAAAGCUCGCCAGAUGUUAAUAAUAUCAAUCAAGAAGCGUUAUUUUUAGCAGCGAAAGCAACGGAGAUGUUCAUUCAGAGUUUGGCCCAAGUCUCACUAGAACAGAGCAGUGAUAAAGGACUUCUCAAGUACAAUGAUCUUGCAGAAAUUGUGGAUGGUAUUGACACUCUGCAGUUUUUACAAGAUAUUAUUCCAAAGAAGAUAAAGGCCAGUGAAUACUUUGCAAUGAUGAAAAAGUGGGAAGAGGAAAAUGGUGGUGAUAGUGACACAUGAGGACAUAUUAUGGAGCAAUGUUGUAGAAUUUUAUACACUGUCACAGUGACAACCGGAGUGCCAGUCAGUCACUGAACUGUUUAACUAAACUAUUUUGUAAAUAUUCUCUUAAAGUGCUGGAAAUUUGAAAGAAGUUAAAAGCAAAUUUAUAAGACAAUUAUUUUAUAUUGGUCAUUGACUUUCUGUUUUUGAAGGUCUUAGAAACUUCAAUCUCUUACUGAAGUUAGAAUAUAUUUCAGUACAUGUGUAGUGGGAUUCAAAGUCACCUCUGUAAGACUGACAGGUAUGUUCAAGCAAUGUACACUUUGAAAGUUACUAUUAAUUGUUUCAUUACAUUUGGAUGUCAUUGCUUUGUAUGUCACUAUUCAUUCAACCCACUUCCCUACCCGUUCAACUCAUAUUACAGCCAUGUUACCAUUUAAAGAAUAUGCCUAAAAUCUUUAUUCUAACACACUCUGAUUAAUUUUCCUGUUAAACGAAGAAGACUUAAAGUUGUGCGUUAUUACUCAACAAUCCACUGUUUUGACGUCUUAGUUAUGACAUUAUAGCUUCAAACAUCAUAGUGGUGUACUGAAAAAGAAACCCACACAAAACAGGCAGAUAUUUGGUGGAAAUUUUUAAGGAUAUACAUAAUAAUCCUUUAUAAUGUGUUAGGAUCAAAAUAAUAUUUCUCAAAGAGUGAUUUGCUCUUUAAUAAAAGCAUAGUGGAAGAAAUGUCAGGUUUUAGUUUUUACUAAUUUUUGCAUAGAUCUACUGUUCGAAGGAUUUUUUACUCGUUUUGUUUGUUUCGAAAUUAUGUAUUUACACUCUAUACAUACCAGUAUCAACAAUGACAACCCAAGUAUCAUAUUUUCAUAAAGACAUUUAUCAAUGCAACAUUCAUUUGAUUGAAAUCAUUUUUGAUUUAAUCAUCAGCCUGUAGAUUGGGUAAGGUUUGUGAUGGUUUUAUUUAUGGUGCCAAAUAAUAUGUAAUGUGAUGUCAAUAUUGCUGUGAUUUAGGGAAAAUAAACAUGCAUUUUCAGAUAAGAAUUAAGAGAUAAUAUGUAUCAGGACCAUGUUUUGACAUAUUGAAACAAAACAGUGAGGUUAUAUGCUUGCAGAAUAAUUUCAAGAGGGUGUACCAGCUAGCCUGACUGAAUAAUACACUAGGCAUAUAACCUGUUGGUAUUAAUGAAAUGUGUUAAAACAUGGUUUUGAUAUAUAGUAUUUCGAUUCUAAUAAUUAUGUAUUUUAUUAAACAAGCAGAUGAAAUAUAGAAGAACUAUUUCAUGGCGCAUGUAUUGAUGCCAAAUAUAAGUUGACAUUAAGUCAAUACGUAACAGUGUUUUAAAAGUCUUUAAGUGUUAAGUAACAGUGUGAAGUAAUGCGUCCCACGUUAUAAAUUAGUAUUGUGUAGACAUCUAGAGAGUUAUUGUAAGUGCCUUAUAUCCAAUCCUUAUAAUAGAUACAGUGUGUAUGAAUUAAGCGUAACACCGGUCUGUUACAUCAUUUUGUUUCUAAAACGUCUUUUAUGUGAAGUAGUAGAUUUAAUGUGGUACAAAAUGUAGCACUCUUUCUCAGCACUUGUUUGGCACAAAGUAAUAUGUCAAGAUGAUGUCAACUUUCCGUAUUUGAACGGAAAUACGGUAUGCAUGGAUUUUUUAUAUUAGAAUUUUUUACUGAUAUUUGAAGAUAAUCCGACUUUUGAAUUCAACAUAUUUAAGAAUAUAAAUCCAUAUCAUGUCCUAAAACAAACAUUUGCGUUCCUUGAAUUCUUAACUCUGCAAAUGAAGCUUCUAACCAUGAAAUCUCUUAGUAAAACCAACACAGAAGUUACCAAAUCUACAGUGGUCUCAAAACAUUAUUUAUAGAUUAACAUGACAUGAUCUAAUAGAUGUCUUAAAAAUA